This is a messenger RNA of Blastomyces gilchristii SLH14081, 2379 nucleotides long. RefSeq names its product dynein intermediate chain, cytosolic, variant. The record is from RefSeq and is a predicted model, not a curated record. Gene Ontology annotation, biological process: transport along microtubule. NCBI's taxonomy places the organism in Eukaryota, Fungi, Ascomycota, Eurotiomycetes, Onygenales, Ajellomycetaceae. Gene Ontology annotation, molecular function: dynein light chain binding; dynein heavy chain binding. Gene Ontology annotation, cellular component: cytoplasmic dynein complex. The transcript has 3 exons. The coding region runs from base 291 to 2375 and encodes 694 amino acids.
CCUCAGUCUCUAAAGUGGCAGGACAGUUUGCGGGCGAUCAAUGGCUUCCGGCAACGAUGUUGAUAGCGAGUCAAGAGACUUGAUCAGAGUCGGCCCUGGGGGUCAGAAAGUUCCGGAGUUGACUAAGCAUAGUUUAUCCGGCCGGUUGACCAGGGCUGCUGACUAAGACAGUGCCGCGCCUUGUCCAACCGCGAUAUAAACCAGGGAGUAAAGGAGAAGUAAAUAAUCAUAUAAACACUAUCCACCUCGUCACUCGUACAUAUACAGUGCCAGUUUCAGAGCACGGAUAUAUGACAAUGCAGCAACGGAAAGAUGAGAUUCUGGCCAAGAAGGCUAAACUUGCUGAGCUCAGGCGACAGCGCGAAUUGCGACAAAAGGAGUUCUCACAGAACAGGCAGAGCAUUGGAGAAGGAGGGUCGGAGAUUCUAGCUCCGACUCCCGGCCGUUCAGACAGCAGAGCAGAGCUCAAUAGUUUAAUUUCUCGGCUGGUCGAUCGGCCUUCAUCCGCAGCCUUAAGAGACGGCGGAGAAUCACCCAGGGGUCGAGGAAGUAGACCCAAUUCCGUCCUCAGUGCCGGCCAACUGAGCGGAGAAAUUCUCGAAUCAGUGACUCCUCCAGCUAGACCUGUAUCUUUAUCAAUUGCAACGCAAACCACGCCUUUCCCCGCUGCUGAACUCCCCACCCCUGAAGCUGUCCCACUACCCAAGCCAGAGGUUGUCACCUACAGCAAAGGUGUCCAGACAGACUCAUGGAUUGAACCUAGAAGCCGGUCUGUAGAUGGCCAUUCUGUCUCGGAAGAUGAUAGCUCUCCCACAACAUCACGCGCAAAUAAACGGUUAAGUCGGAGACAGCAGCGUGAACGUGAUGAGGAAAUACGGGAGAGGCUCCGAAAGGAGAUUGAGGAGGAGGUGCGAUCUGCAAAAGGAAUGGCGGGCGAAGGAACUGCACAGCAAUCAACAGAUAUAAGAUAUCCCUUACGGACGCUUACGAGUGACGAACUCAAUGCGGUCACCUCAUCCAAUGAUUUCCUGGACUUUGUGGAUAAAUCCAGCAGAGUCAUAGAAAGGGCGUUGGAUGAGCAAUAUGACGUCCUAACAGACUACGCGUUAGGUGGAGUAGGUGCAAACGGCCCCGACGAGAACGACGAAUAUGGCAAUAGUAAGAAACGAAGAGGCAUAGAGGAGCUUGUCCAGUUUUAUGAUGAACGAUGGAGCAAGAAGCGCAUGAUCAGUGAUAUCAACUUUUCUCCGAAGUUCCCAGAACUGGUACUAGCUUCAUAUACAAAUAACGUCACUGCGCCCCACGACCCCAAUGGCAUAGUACAAGUAUGGAAUCUCCAUCUCCAUUCCAGGCCGGAAUACGUCUUCCACUCAAUGUCUGACAUCUUGACUGCGAAAUUCUCCCCUUUCCACCCAAACCUCAUCGUAGGCGGCUCCUACUCUGGUCAAGUCCUAUUAUGGGACACCAGAUCAUCGCGGGCAGGGGGCGGCGCCCCCGUCCAGAAAACCCCCCUAACAGGCUCCGGCCACACCCAUCCAGUGUACAACAUCUCCAUCGUCGGCACCCAAAAUGCCCAUAACAUCAUCACUGCCUCGACCGACGGCGUCGUGUGCGGCUGGACAGUCGACAUGCUCUCCCAGCCCCAAGAAUACCUCGAACUCACCACCCCACCCCCGUCCAAAACCGAAGACCUCGCGCCCACAACAAUGACAUUCCCCCAAUCAGACCCAACCUUCUUCCUCGUCGGCACCGAAGAAGGCGCCAUAUACCCAUGUCACCGCUACGAUCGCGCAGGCGCCAAAGCAGGAACCGACCAUCGGCUUUCCUACCGCGGCCACGCGGCCCCCGUCAUGUCCACCGUCUUCCACCCAGCCCGCGGCGCCGUCGACCUAGGUGACCUGAUGCUCAGCUCCAGCUUAGACUGGAGCGUGAAACUCUGGCGCGUACGACCGCCCGCCGUCACCUCCACCUCGGGCACGUCCGCCACCACACCCGCACAAGUGGUCUCGCCCGUCCUGGAACUGAAUCGCGAAGACGUCGUGUACGAUGCGCGCUGGUCCCCGCAUCGACCUGGUGUGUUUGCCCUUGUCGACGGCGCGGGAUCUGUUGAAGUGUGGGACCUGUGCACGGACACGGAGGUGUAUGCGGCGCGCGCGACGCCGACGAAAGCGCGCAAUGCGGUUAUUGAGCAGAGUUUGAAUAAGGUUGCAUGGGAAGAGAGGGAUGGGCGGCGCCUGGCAACGGGUGGGCUUGAUGGCGUGCUGACGGUGUUUGAGGUCGGGAAGGACUUGAGUGGCGGUCCCGAUGAGGUGCCUGCUGAGGAGUGGUCGGCUAUGAAGAAGCUUGUUGCAAAACUGGAGCAGGGCAGGGAUUGAGUGU